This is a messenger RNA of Babesia ovata, 1800 nucleotides long. Its product is annotated as Sperm flagellar 2, putative. The coding region runs from base 1 to 1800 and encodes 599 amino acids. The record is from RefSeq and is a predicted model, not a curated record. NCBI's taxonomy places the organism in Eukaryota, Apicomplexa, Aconoidasida, Piroplasmida, Babesiidae. The transcript has a single exon.
AUGAGGAUUGCAGAAGUUGACAUCGAACAAAAAAUAAUUUUUAAAGUUGACGCUCAAACCGGGGAGCCUAUAGAUGAUACGGAUAUCGACCGCUGUCACCAUGUUACGCCUGAGAACUAUGCAGAAUAUCGUAUAGACCCUUGCACAGGCGACUCUUAUAAGACCUUGAAGGAAAUUAAACUCAUAAAUACUUCCAACGGAAAGUUUCAGGUCAUCGAACAUCUAUUGUUAUCACUGCAAAAUGGGUCGAAAGACCACAUUCUGUACAGUGUAUUAUAUGACACAACGAAUAAAGCUAUCAUUGCAAUGAAAAGAUACGUAGAAUAUGUGGAUGGAUCUUACGGUUGCGAUGGCAUGGAUUAUAAGCUUUUUGAUAGGCCAAUAACUAGCUCAAACGUGGCAAGCGUAUUUUUAGGUUUCAAGAACGAGUGGCACGCACCUACCCUGCAUCCGAAACAUGCGGGUAAUGUCACAACUGAUGGGACUGAUGCUUACUCUGUAGCUGUUAUGCCAUUCGGUACGUUGAAUAGGCCUUCAAAUGGGUUAAAUGCGGUAUACUAUCUGCUCAACGGAAUAAAACGGACGCUAGUCAUACCCAAGUUGCAGUCUAUAACGGGCAUUAACUUGUUGUCUGAAGAUGCAAGCAGUUAUGUUGCGGCACAUCUAGAAAAUGAAACCCAUCAUAUAACUGUUGUGUAUCAACUGGGUAUUCCAGGAAGUACCUCUCCAGAAGCUAUCAUCGUGCGAUUUGAAGUUACAAAAACAUGCAUCAACCUUAGGGCAUCGGGACAAAAUAACUUCAUGCAUUUAGCCUCUGUUCCUGUAUGUAAAACUGAUACGCGUGUCGGAAGUGAAACACAAUGUGUUAUACAUCAGACCAGGUUGGAAGAUAAAUCGAAGGGGAAAGCGGCGCUCUACACGUUCAUGUACGACGCCAAAAUGCGUCAUUUGACGGGCGUUAUGCACCAAAUAACUAUGAAUGAAAACGGCAAUGUCAUUAACGCUGUUGAAGAAGACACGUUCCAUAAAUCGGCGAACUACACGACGAAAAUAAACAUGGACAUCAACCGAAACGGAAUGGUCAAACUUUCUCACAUGUACGCCGGGUACGUUUCAAAAUGCGUACACGGUAGUAAAGUUAGAGCAAUGAUAUUGCCUCAUGGUAUUAAAAAUCAAGAACAAAGCUACACAAAUCGUUUUCUAUAUCGCGGCAUCCCUCUUGUUGAGAUAUACAUGGAGACAGAGGACGGUAUUUCUCUUGUUAACAGAGUCUCGCCUCCAGCUGUAACUAAAGAGGCGGGAGAUGGGGUGGAACUGAUACAUAUCACUUAUUGGUUAAAACUCUUAGAGUACAAUACGCCACACAAGAUAACCCUUAGUUUUGAAUGCAAACAAGUUAUAUCGCAGAGUGGAGGAAAGAAAACAGAAAUCACACUCUUAAACAAAUACCAAAGAUACCGAAUGGAUAUAGAUGCGUUUAUUAUAGAUGCUUCCGUGUGGGCGGAAGAUACAGAAUCGUUUGGCGGUAAAUGUAUUGUGGGUGUGGGGGAAGAGGGACUGUAUAUACUUAUGAGCCGCAUCAUUAGGAACAAGGGCGACGCAACUACAGGCCACUUCUACAAGUUCCUCUACGAUACAAAAAAUGCGGGGUUCUUCUGCAAAUCUGUGCCAAUAAGAGCGGUAGAACAGAAGCCAAAUAAAUCAUGUAGAUGGGUCAGGGCUGGGGAUGACAAGAGCUACACGUACUCCUUAGGGGGGUCUAAACUAAUAGAACAGGAAGUAUCUACAAUGCGAUUAUGA